Corylus avellana is the source of this 939-nucleotide messenger RNA. RefSeq names its product agamous-like MADS-box protein FUL-L. Gene Ontology annotation, cellular component: nucleus. NCBI's taxonomy places the organism in Eukaryota, Viridiplantae, Streptophyta, Magnoliopsida, Fagales, Betulaceae. The record is from RefSeq and is a predicted model, not a curated record. Gene Ontology annotation, molecular function: DNA-binding transcription factor activity; RNA polymerase II transcription regulatory region sequence-specific DNA binding; protein dimerization activity. Gene Ontology annotation, biological process: positive regulation of transcription by RNA polymerase II.
UUUUUCUACUGGGUUUCUCUCUUUCAGCCGUUUUUUUCGGGAUUUUCUGAGUGAGAAAAAAAAAGGUUACACUAAAAUGGGAAGGGGUAGGGUGCAGCUUAAGCGAAUCGAGAACAAGAUCAGCCGGCAAGUGACGUUCUCCAAGCGGCGGACUGGGUUGCUCAAGAAAGCUCAUGAGAUCUCGGUUCUGUGCGAUGCUGAGGUUGCUUUGAUUGUCUUCUCCACCAAAGGGAAGCUCUUUGAGUUUUCCUCCGAUUCCAGCAUGGACAGGACUCUGGAACGAUAUGAAAGGUACUCAUUUGCCGAACGACAGCAAAUGCCAACUGAUUCUGAGUCACAGGGAAGCUGGUCUCUGGAAUUCCCCAAGCUUUCGGCUAGGAUUGAAGUUUUAGAAAGGAACAUAAGGAACCUCUUUGGAGAUGAUUUGGACCCCUUGGGUUUGAGAGAGCUUCAAAAUCUGGAGCAACAGCUCGAUACAGGUCUGAAACGCCUACGAACAAGAAAGAACCAAGUUAUGCAUGAAUCCAUUAUGGAGCUGCAGAAGAAGGAAAGAGCCUUGCAGGAGCAGAAUAACCUGCUGUCGAAAAAGAUCAAGGAAAAUGCGAAGGCAGUGGCCGAGCAUGCACACCUAGAGCAACCAGGCAUAGGCCAAAACUUAUCCACCUUCAUGUUAUCCCCACCACAACAGCCACAGCCACAGCUACAGCCACAGCCACCGACGCUACCACUUCCUUCUCUAACUAUUGGAGGUACUUUCCAGGCAGGAGUACGAGAUGAGGAAGCUGGAGGUCAGGCUCAUCCUAGUACCACUAGCCUCAUGCCACCAUGGAUGCUUCGCCAUAUAAAUGGAUAAAGACUUUUCGAGCCACCAAAGUGGUUUCGGAAGCGGGAGCUACAACAUUUUGUUAACCCUCCAUCUUGUAUAUCUUUCUAUGAUGA